UUUUUUUUAUUUUAUUUUGUGAGCCUUUUCUAUUAAGCUUCAGUUAUUCAAUUUAUACAUAUAAGCUCUAUUAUGGACUAUCAAAAAACUAUUAUUAGAAAAUAUCCUAAACUUGCAACUACAAAAAAUACUGCAGAAGCAAAAUAUUGGAAGCGAUUCAAAUCUCCUAUUGUCAUUAAAGAAUAUGCGAGUGUAACUUCAAUUUUCUUUUCACCUGUUUCACCUUAUGACUUUGCUGUUACUUCAUCAACACGUGUACAAGUCUAUUCAUCAAAGACACAUCAACCUAAAAAGACCAUUUCUCGAUUUAAAGAUAUUGCUUAUUCAGGUAGUUUUCGUCAAGAUGGUAAACUUAUUGUCGCUGGUGAUGCUACUGGUCUUAUUCAAAUGUUUGAUGUUGGCUCUCGUGCCAUUCUAAGAACUUUUAAAGGUCAUUUAUUACCUACUCAAGUUACUCAAUUUUCAACUAACAAAUCUAAUAUUUUAUCAGCAUCAGACGAUAAAACGGUACGUAUUUGGGAUAUUCCAACAGGCGAAAGUGUAAAUAUUUUUGAAGAACAUGAAGAUUAUGUUAGAGCAGGUGUUGUUAGUCAAGAUAAUCCUAACUUAGUUGUCAGUGGUUCAUAUGAUCAAACUGUGAAAUUAUGGGAUAUGAGACAAAGUGGUAGUGUGAUGACCAUGAGCCAUGGUGCACCUAUUGAAUCUCUUUUGAUCUAUCCUAAUGGGGGAGCCAUCAUUUCUUCAGGUGGACCUGUUGUUAAAGUAUGGGAUUUAUUGAGUGGUGGACGUUGUAUUCAUACAUUAGGCAACCAUCAAAAGACAGUGACUAGUAUGUGUUUUGAUGGAACAGCAUCUCGAUUGGUGACAGGUUCAUUAGAUCAACAUGUCAAAAUCUAUGAUGUUCAGGAUUAUAAGGUUGUGCAUAGCGUAAAAUACCCUGCACCUAUUUUGAGUGUGGGACUCUCUCCUGAUGAUACUCAUCUUGCAGCUGGUAUGGCAAAUGGUUUAUUAUCUAUUCGUCAACGACAAUUAAAGGCCUCUGAAAAGACACUUAAGAAAAAGACACAAGAUUAUAUUCGAGGAGGAACUUAUAAAUAUUUUAUGCGUGGACAAUCCAAUACGGCCGUGAAUGAUGAUUAUGUUGUAGAACAUACAAAGAGACAGAGAUUAAGUAAAUACGACCAAUAUAUGAAAGUCUUUCAAUAUGCCAAUGCCUUGGAUGAAGUGUUACGAACUAAUAUUCAUAGUCCUGUCAUCGUCAGUGCUGUCCUUCAAGAACUUAUUCAUCGUGAUGGUCUUAAACAAGCUAUUACGGGUCGUGAUGACGUAUCAUUAGAACCUCUUUUACGUUUCUUAAUUCGAAAUAUUCAUCAGCCUAGAUUUACAAAUUUGUUAGUUGAUGUCUCAGAAGCUGUUAUUGAUUGCUAUAGUCGCGUAUUUGGACAGUCACCACUUAUUGAUGAUCUUAUAUCUCGUUUAACACAUAAAGUAAAACAAGAGAUUCAACUUCAAAAAGAUCUUAUCGAAACGAUGGCUACAUUAGAUAUGUUAUUUACUAAAUCAGGUUCAGCUGUUUUCAAUAAAUAGUAUAGAUUGAUUCCCUUUAUUCCUGUUAUUAUGGUUAAAUAAGAAUGAUCAAGUGAACGACAGGAGACUACUAUAGAAUAAUAAUAACAAUACUACUACUACUAGUAGUGGUAGUAGUAGUAGUAGUAAUAGUAGAAUUGCAAUGUCACUUGAUCAUUCCUAAUAUUAUAUUGUUGAUAUGUAGUAGCGGAU
Molecule: messenger RNA, 1779 nt
Organism: Cokeromyces recurvatus
Lineage: Eukaryota; Fungi; Mucoromycota; Mucoromycetes; Mucorales; Mucoraceae
Product: WD40-repeat-containing domain protein
Exons: 4
Coding region: 73-1587 (504 amino acids)
Biological process (GO): positive regulation of transcription by RNA polymerase I; rRNA processing
Cellular component (GO): nucleolus
Molecular function (GO): protein binding
Source: RefSeq, a predicted model, not a curated record